AGUGCACAGUACUUUGAGGCUAUUAAAGACUGCGUUAUGAAAGCUUCAUUUGAGCAACUGACAUAGCAAUGGAGUUGUUUUCCAGCCUAUGCAACCACUGAACUUAAGCGCGAAAUUGCCUGCUAGCUGAAAUUGUGUGGUCUUCGAGUCGCGCACCUACAAGUGCAGCGAGAGUGCGGCCCUUACCGCAGCGUGAAAAUUCAAACGGGAAACACGUAAUCAGCGUUGCUACUUUCGUACGAAGGAGUAUCCUUUCGCGUAAUGGAGACCAACACAGCACGAAAUCUAUACUACAUACAGGACCAGUGCUGGAGCAUACCUGUCGUUGCAGCUUGUGCCGCAUUUCUGAUAUCUGCAGUAGAUUCCAGCAGAGGAUACUUGUACGUACUCUACAUGGAUAAGUACGGCAUCGACCGCGCAACGGCGGCAUGGCCCGACAGCAUACUGGCCGUGACUCGGAACCUCUCAGGUUUCGCAGUAACCUUGCUGCAAAGCAGACUCUCGGUAUUCUCCAUGACCCUACUUUCGGUGGCCGUUUGCUCUGGUGGAAUGAUAGCAGGCGCUUUCGCUCCCAACAUAGUCUGGACAGCGGUGGCAGUCGGCGGAUUUUACGGUUUUGGAUUCGGCGCCAGUCUGGCAUGCUUCUCGGUGUACGCGCUGCUAUACUUCACCAAGUACCGAGCCACUGCGUCAUCAACUAAGUUUGCAGCCUGGUCCAUCUCCGGCCUCGUAUGUCCUUCUUUCAUAUCUUUCCUCGCCAACAACUACGGUCUCCAUGGGGCCCUCCUGCUGAGCGGCGCGUGUAUUCUCCAGGCCGCACCACUUAUUAUGCUUCUGAAACGUCCUCGCCCUCUAAAAUGUUGCUACAAGGCACCAAACGACGAGACGGAGCCCACCGGCACCCCAAAUACGAAAAUACUGCUCAACAAGAUCGGAACGCACGCGCCACCAAGGUCAUCGCCAUGUCCUCCAGAAGCCCCAGUGAACCGUCUGUCUGAUGUCGCAUGCAUGGGUAUGACGUUCAAAUCCGCUGCAAGGUUGUUCCGGACAGCUAACUUUUACGUCCUUACUGCCAUGUACGUAAUGUUCGACUGGUCUGACUCGGUGCUGAUUACAACGGCUGCAGACUACGGAAAAGACAAAGGCGCCACGCUCGAGAAAGCCAAAUUCGUUCUCACCGCCAUCGCCAUCGGUAAUCUCGUGGGCCGCACGGUGGUACCAUGCGCGGCGGACAGGAUUUCGUUCAGCCACGCACCCUUUGGUGUAGCUGCUUUGGCUGCAUCGUUCCUGUUUUUCCUGGUGACUUCCAUGGUCAAGUCCUUCGAAUACUUUGCCGUUUUCAGCGCAGUGCUCGGCGUGUUCCACGGCUACGUGAGCUGCAUUAAGCCCGUACUUUUCGCUGAAUACUUGGGCGUGCAGUAUGUACCUAUCAUGUUUGGAAUCACCGGCCUCUUUCUCGUUCCCGUGUCAUUAAGUGGCCCGACAAUUUUAGGAGCCUUCCGGGACACCCUCGGGUCGUACGACAACCUCUACCGCGUGCUGGGAGCAUUGAACCUCUUCGGCGCCAUGUUGCUGUUCCUUCUUGUUUUUCGAGACAGGGCUCGCCGUAGAACUUGGGAAGUGAACAAAGUGACUGCUACUACAUCGAAUCACGCUGCAGGACAUUAACUGUGCUGACUACGUUGAGUGAACUUACAUGGCGAUUAUUCACUUCAAGUCGCGCCUUGUUGAGUACACCAGUUGCGUGCAGUGGGAAGGUAUUUGAAUUUUGUACUUUGCGCCCUUCCCCGCUUCUCUGACGCAGGCUCGUCGCCAAAUGAAAUCCUUUCCCCGCAGUUUUCAGUGGUCAUUGGGUUUUGUUACAUAGCCUUUGUUGUACGCAUCAGAAUC
Molecule: messenger RNA, 1890 nt
Organism: Dermacentor silvarum
Lineage: Eukaryota; Metazoa; Arthropoda; Arachnida; Ixodida; Ixodidae
Product: monocarboxylate transporter 13-like
Exons: 4
Coding region: 262-1668 (468 amino acids)
Biological process (GO): transmembrane transport
Molecular function (GO): transmembrane transporter activity
Source: RefSeq, a predicted model, not a curated record